This is a messenger RNA of Aureobasidium pullulans EXF-150, 1438 nucleotides long. RefSeq lists its product as uncharacterized. The transcript has a single exon. Gene Ontology annotation, molecular function: oxidoreductase activity. NCBI's taxonomy places the organism in Eukaryota, Fungi, Ascomycota, Dothideomycetes, Dothideales, Saccotheciaceae. Bases 362 to 1267 code for a protein of 301 amino acids. The record is from RefSeq and is a predicted model, not a curated record.
CAAUUAUAAUUAUCGGUACAGCCAAACUGAUCAAUCAGCAAUUACCAACCCCAACUUCGGAGUGGAAAAGUCGAGAACGUGUGAUGCACGGAAGAUGGGUGUGAUUGUUCAGCAGCGCUGACAUAAUCCGAGAUCGCGUCAUCUCUUGUCGGACGGCGACUCGCUGCCUCAUAUGAUUUAGCCCGCCGCCUCAGUGGAAGGCCUCGGUAUAUAAAUCAAUUGCCCCUCUUAUGCUCUAAGUAUUAAUUUUCUCCAUCUAUCCUCUCAAUCAUCCAUGAGCUUGUAUCGCAUCCCACGCACAGUUCAGACCCUGCGCCCAAUUCUAUCACCGAUCACCCGAACUACCAGAUUCCAAAGCACAAUGACCACCGCCGCAUUCAAGUACAUCGACCCGACUUCCUUCGAUCCGAACGCGACAGAAGCCUUCAAGAAGCCUUGGGGGAAAGUAGAUGGCCCAGGCUACUCGUUCUCCCUUAUUGAUCACGAGCGUCAGGUCGAGAACCUGAGAGGACAAGAAGCAAACUUCAACACCGAUACGGCUGGAUUCGCAGUAUACCACAAGCCAUCAAAAGAGAAGGACUUUACAGACGACAAGGCUGUUCGCGAAGGAUAUUACCAAGAGGUGGAGCAGGCUCUGAGAGAGAAGCUGCCUGGAAUCAAGAAGGUUGUCAUCUUCGACCACACAAUCAGACGUAGAGAAAAAGCCUCGCCUCGUCAGCCUGUCCAGCAGGUCCAUGUAGACCAGACACCUCGCGCUGCUGAGAUCCGAGUACGUCGUCACUUGCCUGAAGAGGAAGCCGAGGAACUGCUCAAGGGUCGCUACCAGAUCAUCAAUGUCUGGCGACCCAUUGGCCACAACGCUAGUGAUUUCCCUCUUGCUGUCAUUGAUUGGCGCACGACAACAGAGAAGGACUUCGUCAAGGUGGAUCUAUUGUACCCCAAGCGCAACGACACAGACAACGACGACCGCGGAAAGGAGGUUCUACCGGAUUCCACCUCGAUGACCUCCACUGAAGGGUAUGAACCCAAGGGCGAGACCUAUGCUGUUGCUCCUUCCGACAAACACAAGUUCUACUACAUGAAGGAUAUGACGCCCGACGAGCUUAUGCUUCUCAAGUGCUUCGACAGCAGAAGUGAAUGGUCGCCCAACAGCACCAAGGGACUCGCUCACGGCACUCCGCAUACUGCCUUUGUUGACCCUCAGACCCCGGCAGAUGCUCCUGGCAGACAGAGCAUUGAGGUCAGAUGCUUGGUAUUCUACGACUAAUUGAUGCCGCGGCAGGCAACCGACAAUCUGCAUAAGAGGAGCUUGCGAUUUCAAAUAUGACACGGCACGAAGAUUAUGAUUAUGCUUAUUCAAUUGUCUUUGCGGUAUGUGCGUACGUUCAACUGUCGGUAGAUAGUUUGCUCAAUAAUGAACCCACAAAAUGUUUCGCCC